Messenger RNA from Mycena indigotica, 1452 nucleotides. RefSeq lists its product as uncharacterized. Gene Ontology annotation, biological process: meiotic chromosome segregation. The coding region runs from base 1 to 1452 and encodes 483 amino acids. The record is from RefSeq and is a predicted model, not a curated record. The transcript is spliced from 4 exons. Gene Ontology annotation, cellular component: chromosome, centromeric region; nucleus. NCBI's taxonomy places the organism in Eukaryota, Fungi, Basidiomycota, Agaricomycetes, Agaricales, Mycenaceae.
AUGAGCAGGCGAGAGUCCCGUGUGUCCAUGGGUGCUCGCCAGAACGAUGCUCUGGUCGAAUUCGAAAAUUUCAAGAAGAAAUUCCUCCUCGCAAACAAGCAUAUCACUAAACUAAACUCUACGCUAAGCAUGAAGAUUGAAGAGCUUAACACCGAGAUAUCGACACUCUACGCUGAGAACCUGCGAUUGCGCGCGUCCGAAAUUACCCUCACUACUGAGCUCAAACGGGAGCGUGAAAAGUCGCGCAAAAUACUGUUUGACGCCCAGACUGCGGCCCAUACACUCUCUUCUCAGCUCGCUGCUAUGCGAGACAUAUAUAACAUUCCUCUCACUGCAUCACCAACGCCAACCCCCCCACGCAGGAAAACACCCUCCCCUCGAAACAGCACAUACUUAAAUAAUCCAACGGUUAAUCGACUCUCCCGGGAGCCGCAAGUUCCUAAUAUCAACGAGGACGAGGAGCCGGAGGAUGUUCACGGCUCACCACCACGCAAGAGCAAGAAAAAGCCUCGCCUUAGUGCCUCUCGACUACCCCUACCUGCUCGAUCCAGUACCCCACCAACCGAGAUACCGGCGUUGGCGUUUUCCCAACCUCAACUGGCUAUGGACUUUUCCAGCCUCAUUCUUCCCACCAAGAAGCGACGCCAGAGUGGUCUGCUGCUUGACCUCGCUGUCAUAGACCUAGACGGUCUUGAACUUGACGACGGUGGCCUGGGCGGCGGGAGUGAAAAUGAUUUGGAGCGAGAAAACGAGAAAGUGCGAGAAAAGGAACGCAAGCGGGUAAUGCGAGAUGCCUCCGCCAAGCCCAAGGCAAAGCUAAAGGAUGUUACAAACGCCAACUCUCCCCGCACUCGACCGAAACCAGACCCAGAUAUCUUGUCGUUGGAGCCAUUGCCACCCCCUCCAGCUCGCGCAUUCCUUGCCCCCGCCCCACCCAGUCCACCACCUCCCGAACCACAACUUCUACCCGUUGUCAUCGAGUCCCAACCGGUUUCCUCUGGUUCAUCGUCAUCCUUGGACCGAGAAGUUCCCGUGAUGGAGACUGACACUGAGGCUGGUGGUCGUGAGCGGCGGACCCGCAAAAGCGUUAAUUAUGCUGAGCCCAAACUGAACACCAAGAUGCGCAAACCCAUUGGUAGCGAGCCAGCGACAACGACCAAGCGAUCACGAAGCUCGACUUCGUCUGUUCCUGUAUCAACUCGUCGACCUUCUCCUCCAUUAGCUGGUCAUGGACCAAAGACUGACCCUCUGCCGCAAGCUGUUGCUGAGGAAGAAGACGACCUGGAUGAUUUUGAUGGGGAAAACAGCGAUGCUUGGGCCGACGGAGAAUAUGUUCCUCCUGGCUGGUCAAGCACGCAUGUGAAUCUAGAAGGGAGACGGAGGGCGGUGCAAACCGCUGGGAAGCGGAAGGAGGCUGGCGAUUCGGGGAGAAGACAUAGCUCUGCUAUGUAG